Molecule: messenger RNA, 2458 nt
Organism: Raphanus sativus (radish)
Lineage: Eukaryota; Viridiplantae; Streptophyta; Magnoliopsida; Brassicales; Brassicaceae
Product: cyclic nucleotide-gated ion channel 2
Exons: 8
Coding region: 127-2328 (733 amino acids)
Source: RefSeq, a predicted model, not a curated record
AGACAUGCGUAUCACACACUCUUGCCUUCCUUGGCCUAUACAAUCUCUUUUCUACCUCUCUCUCUUCAAUCUCUCUACCUGCAAAUCUUCUGUCUAUCAUCCCAUGGUGGUUCCUCUAUUUCAAUCAUGCCCUCUCACACCAACUUCCUCUUCAGGUGGAUUGGACUGUUUUCCGGGAAACUCCGCCGAGAAACGACUGGAAUCUCGGAAAACAGCGUCGUCAUCCAAACCAACGGUGGAGAAUCGAGCAGUAGCAGUAGCAGUAGCGACGAUACGCCGGUGCUGAGCUCCGGCGAGUGUUACGCAUGCACUCAAGUCGGCGUACCGGCCUUCCACUCCACCAGCUGCGAUCAAGCCAACGCGCCGGAGUGGCGCGCCUCCGCCGGCUCUUCCCUAGUCCCGAUCCAGGAACGAUCAUCAUCCGCAUCCGCACAACCCGACCCGUCUCGAGCCCGGAUCAGGCGCCUCAGGGGUCCGUUCGGCGAAGUCCUCGAUCCCAGGAGCAAGCGCGUGCAGAGGUGGAACCGCGCGUUGCUCCUAGCUCGCGGGAUGGCCUUGGCGGUUGAUCCGCUCUUCUUCUACGCGCUCUCCAUCGGGAGAACCACCGGGCCCGCGUGUCUUUACAUGGACGGCGCGUUCGCGGCUGUUGUAACGGUUGUUCGCACGUGCCUCGACGCUCUUCACCUUUGGCACGUGUGGCUUCAGUUCAGGCUGGCUUACGUCUCGAGAGAGUCGCUAGUAGUUGGCUGCGGGAAGCUCGUUUGGGAUCCACGCGCCAUCGCGUCGCACUACGCUCGCUCUCUCACUGGCUUCUGGUUUGAUGUUAUAGUCAUCCUCCCGGUUCCUCAGGCUGUGUUUUGGUUAGUGGUGCCAAAACUGAUAAGAGAAGAGAAGGUUAAGCUGAUCAUGACGAUCCUCUUGCUGAUCUUCUUGUUCCAGUUCCUCCCCAAGAUUUAUCACUGCAUCUGCUUGAUGAGAAGGAUGCAGAAGGUCACUGGUUACAUCUUUGGGACUAUUUGGUGGGGUUUUGCUCUUAAUCUCAUAGCCUAUUUCAUCGCUUCUCAUGUAGCUGGGGGAUGCUGGUAUGUUCUAGCAAUACAGCGUGUUGCUUCUUGUAUUAGACAGCAAUGCAUGAGGACCGCGAACUGUAACCUGAGUCUGUCUUGCCAAGAAGAGGUCUGUUACCAAUUCGUGUCACCCACCAGCACAAUUGGGUUUCCAUGCUUAUCUGGAAACCUCACCAGUGUGGUUAAGAAGCCUAUGUGCUUAGACUCUGACGGACCAUUCCGAUAUGGUAUCUACGGUUGGGCACUUCCUGUCAUCUCCAGCAACUCUCUUGCGGUUAAGAUCCUUUACCCUAUCUUCUGGGGGCUAAUGACUCUCAGCACAUUCGGGAAUGAUCUUGAGCCCACAAGCAACUGGCUUGAGGUUGUUUUCAGUAUAGUUAUGGUCCUUAGCGGGUUAUUACUAUUCACCCUGUUGAUCGGAAACAUUCAGGUGUUUUUGCAUGCGGUAAUGGCAAAGAAGAGGAAAAUGCAGAUACGGUGUAGGGAUAUGGAAUGGUGGAUGAAACGUAGGCAGUUGCCUUCUAGGUUAAGACAGAGAGUUAGGAGAUUUGAGAGGCAGAGAUGGACUGCCUUGGGUGGAGAAGACGAGCUGGAACUUAUACAGGAUUUGCCUCCGGGUCUUCGAAGAGAUAUUAAGCGAUAUCUUUGCGUUGAUCUUAUUGAGAAGGUACCAUUGUUCAGGGGCAUGGACGAUUUGAUCCUAGACAACAUUUGCGAUCGUGCUAAGCCUCGUGUCUACUCAAAAGACGAAAAGAUCAUCCGGGAAGGAGAUCCUGUACAGAGAAUGAUAUUCAUCAUGCGUGGAAGAGUCAAACGUGACCAGAGCCUAAGCAAAGGCGUGGUAGCCACAAGUACGAUUGAACCAGGUGGUUACUUCGGCGACGAGCUACUCUCAUGGUGCCUACGGCGUCCAUUUAUCGACCGUCUUCCUCCUUCCACCGCAACAUUUGUCUGUCUAGAUAACAUCGAGGCGUUCUCCCUCGGAUCAGAAGAUCUUAGGUACAUAACGGAUCAUUUCCGUUAUAAAUUCGCAAACGAGCGUCUUAAGCGGACGGCGAGAUACUACUCCUCGAACUGGAGGACAUGGGCUGCGGUGAAUAUCCAAAUGUCGUGGCGCCGGUACAGGAAGAGAACCUGCGGUGGUGUAGGCGGUUCGAUGAGUCCUGUGUCGGAACAUAGCGUCGAAGGUAACAGUGAACGCCGUUUGCUUCAGUAUGCCGCGAUGUUCAUGUCCAUCCGACCGCAUGAUCAUCUUGAGUGAAAGUUUCUUAAAUAUGUAUGUCGAAAUAAUUGUUUGUAUCCAUUGUUCAUCCUCGAUUGUUUUCGUUCCAUUGGUUGUUUAAACUAAAAUCUCUGUUUCGAUGAUAUGUAUGUCCCCUUAUUUGAGUUUU